AUUAUUAGCGGCACGGAGUAUGAAAGCCCUAGCCCUAUCGGUUGGGCUCUUCAUUGGAAACAAACAGAUGUACGUGGCGCUUGAAUGUAAAAUUUCUGAAUGAAUUUUUGUCAGUAGGCCUAGGCCUUAAUUAAUAUUAUUCGACGUUCUGUUAAUUCAGAUCAUCACCAAAAUGGAGUGGAUGCAGAUUCUAUCAUUGACAACGACUCUCUUCACCAUUGGCAUGUUCAUGGCUGGAAUCCCUGACUGCCUGAUUGUCCUUAAAACUGGAAGCACAGAAAAUGUCAUGUUUCUCCCAUUUCUAAUGACAAACCUGAACAAUAUUUUGUGGACAUCUUACGGCUAUCUGAAGAGCGAUCCUACCAUCAUUACCGUCAAUGCCGUAGGGAGCUUCUUACAGACAUGUUACAUGAUCGUAUUCAUGGUAUACUCCCCUACUCGGGUUCAGGCUUUUCAGCGCACUGUUCUGGCUUGUGUUGCCAUGGUGUCUCUCUACUUGUAUCUUUCCAUGUAUGUCGGCGAGAUAAAUGCCAUCAUCAAUCAACUUGGGUUUGUCUGCAGCUCGGUGACGGUGCUUAUGUACAUCUCUCCUUUGGCUGAGAUAGUGACAGUGAUCCAGACCAAAUCUACGAGUAGCAUCUCUCUGCCGUUGACCAUAUCCACACUCUGUGCUUCAUCACUGUGGGUUCUGUAUGGCACAUGUGUCAGUGACCUUUACAUUCUGGUUCCCAACGUUCCUGGUGUCUUUAGUAGCCUGUUCAGAAUAUUCCUACUCUGGAAGUACAAAGAUGCUGCAACAAAGCCUUUGGCUUAGACACGACCAGCACAUCAGGAAUGAUUGCAGUUUUAGGGAGGGGGUAGACCAUUCUGCCUGUUUGACCCUUCAUUAUAGAUUUUGGCUUAUUUUACAUACAUUCCCUGGUUUGGCAGUUUAAUGAAUACAUGUUUUAACAUUUCGCAAAAUAUUGCGAAGGAAAUGCAAAGGAUUGUGGGUAGCUAAUUUAGAUCUGGAGGCAUGUAAGGAAACAGGGCCUUGGGUCAGAAGUGACACAAAAUCUGACCAAUGACAGCUGAAAGAAAUUAGCCAUUGCCAGCUCAAUGGGUACAAGUGAAAGCCUGGCAAUGAGGUUGAGUGAAUGGGACAUGUACACAUUUAGUUAUUCCAGUUGUAUUUACAUUGGAAAAUGCAUUUCUUGAAAGGCUGGGCUAAGUUACCAGCAAUUGUUUGCAGCAUACCAUUGUCUCUGUUAUUGUCUUUUGUGUGUAUAUAUUUGUUGGUACUUGGUUGGAUUCGGUACUUUUAUUCUAUAACUAAGUGAACUUUAAAAGAAUUUAGACAGAGAGUUUCAAAAUUUAUCUACUAUUUUUAUACCUGAUAGAUUUAUUUCUGUGUAUAUGUCAAAGGUUGUUGGUUAUCUGGAAGUUAUUUAGUAUUCAAAUCAAACGAGAGAAAGUUUCCUAGUUGUUUCCAAGAUCUGGGUAUUUCCACAUAAACCAUUUGUGAUUUACAUAUCCAGAUUGUAAUGUUAUACAGUUGUCAACUUCCCGAUUUCUUUAUCAAGUUUAUUAUAAUGUGGGCAAAACAAUAAACUCUGACAAUCCCAAA
Messenger RNA from Acanthaster planci (crown-of-thorns starfish), 1606 nucleotides. RefSeq names its product sugar transporter SWEET1-like. Lineage: Eukaryota; Metazoa; Echinodermata; Asteroidea; Valvatida; Acanthasteridae. The record is from RefSeq and is a predicted model, not a curated record. Gene Ontology annotation, cellular component: membrane. Gene Ontology annotation, biological process: carbohydrate transport. Gene Ontology annotation, molecular function: sugar transmembrane transporter activity.